CAACUAUGGAUGGUAAUGACAAGAGGAAUAUGCACUCGACCGUUAUCACUUGCCUACUGAAAAUCUGUUUGUAAUUGAUCCAUCCAUCUUCACGUCUACAUUAGCCUGUAUUUCCACGUUCACCACAGCGCCAUCAAUGAGAAUUUUUGAAAAUAUUCAGUUGACUACAGGAAGUAAAACAUUGCAGAAUUUGUAGAAGAAAGUGGAGGUCAGUAAAGGUGGAGAGUAGUGAAAAUAAUUUGCUUGCAAUAUUAAAGUCAUCGUUCAUCUCUUCACAACUAUUUGGUCAGAAACGUGAGUGGAAGCCAAAGAAUACAGAAGGAUUGAACAAAGAAUCCUUGUAGAGCAGAGGCAUCCUGAGAUCACUGGUGAAACUUGGAAAAUGGGAAACGAGGAUGGUCUUGGUGUAACUACCGGACAGCCGAAUCUCUACAAGCAAGAUCUAUCAAAGCUCGAUGUAAUUAAAUUAACUGCAUUGUCACCUGAAGUAAUCAGUAGGCAGGCUACAAUCAAUAUUGGAACUAUUGGACAUGUAGCACAUGGAAAAUCAACAAUUGUGAAAGCUAUUUCGGGAGUGCAGACUGUUCGUUUUAAAAAUGAACUAGAAAGGAAUAUCACUAUUAAACUUGGAUACGCAAAUGCGAAGAUUUAUGAAUGUGAAAAUCCGAAAUGUCCUCGACCUGGACGCUACAUAUCCGGUGGAUCCAGCAAAGAUGAUUCUUUUCCUUGCAUGCGUUCUGUUUGUUCAGGGAGAUUUCAAUUGGUUCGACAUGUCUCCUUUGUCGAUUGUCCUGGACACGAUAUUCUUAUGGCGACUAUGCUUAACGGAGCAGCUGUUAUGGAUGCCGCUUUGCUUUUAAUCGCUGGCAAUGAAUCAUGCCCUCAGCCUCAAACGUCGGAGCACUUGGCAGCUAUCGAAAUUAUGAAACUUAAGCACAUAGUCAUCUUGCAAAAUAAGAUCGACUUGGUUAAAGAAGCACAAGCCAAGGAGCAGUAUGAGCAAAUAUUGAAGUUUAUUCAAGGGACGGUGGCGGAAGGCGCUCCAAUAAUUCCGAUUUCGGCGCAACUGAAAUAUAAUAUCGAGGUACUGUGUGAAUAUAUUACCAAGAAAAUUCCGGUUCCAAUGAGAGAUUUCACAUCGGAGCCUCGACUGAUCGUUAUUCGAUCUUUUGAUGUGAAUAAACCGGGCUGUGAGGUGGACGAUUUGAAAGGUGGUGUCGCUGGUGGUAGCAUCCUCAGAGGAGUAUUGAAAGUCGGUAUGGAAAUUGAAGUUCGUCCAGGAUUAGUGUCUAAAGAUAGCGAAGGCAAGCUGACCUGUCGUCCGAUAUUUUCACGUAUUGUGUCUUUAUUCGCCGAACAGAAUGAACUGCAAUUCGCUGUACCUGGUGGUCUAAUUGGUGUUGGAACCAAAAUCGAGCCUACUUUAUGCCGUGCUGAUCGUUUAGUUGGGCAAAUUCUUGGAAGUGUCGGUGCAUUGCCACAAAUAUUCAUCGAGCUGGAAAUUUCGUAUUAUUUAUUGAAACGUUUAUUAGGAGUGAGGACCGAGGGCGAUAAAAAGGGUGCGAGGGUUCCGAAGUUAUCAAGAGGAGAGGUAUUGCUUGUUAACAUUGGAUCGUUAAGCACUGGUGGCAGAGUACUGGCUACUCGUGCUGAUUUGGCAAAGAUCAGCUUGACGAAUCCAGUGUGCACUGAGAUCGAUGAAAAGAUUGCGUUAUCCAGACGAGUGGAAAAGCAUUGGCGUUUAAUCGGAUGGGGUCAAAUUUGCGGAGGUCAAACAAUAGACCCUAUUUUGGAUCGAAAAUAAUGGCGAUACUUGAUUUAGCUUCUCUCAAAACUAUUAUUUCUACGAUCUGUUUACAACACCACAGUUGGUCUAGUG
Molecule: messenger RNA, 1879 nt
Organism: Atta colombica
Lineage: Eukaryota; Metazoa; Arthropoda; Insecta; Hymenoptera; Formicidae
Gene: eIF2gamma
Product: eukaryotic translation initiation factor 2 subunit 3
Exons: 10
Coding region: 383-1804 (473 amino acids)
Biological process (GO): positive regulation of translational fidelity; formation of translation preinitiation complex
Cellular component (GO): cytosol; eukaryotic translation initiation factor 2 complex
Molecular function (GO): translation initiation factor activity; GTP binding; GTPase activity
Source: RefSeq, a predicted model, not a curated record